AUGAGCGGACGUGGCGGACGUAACGGUGGACGUGGAGGUGACCGCGGCGGUGGACGUGGCAACAUCGUCAUGACUCAAGCAGAUUUGACUGACCUGAUUAACACACGCGUGGCUGAGGCUUUGGCAGUUCAGCAAGCUGGUCAACCUGUGAACCAAAACCAGAACAAUCCACCUGUGUGUACAUUCAAAACGUUCAUGGAUUGCAAUCCUCAAACUUUCAGUGGGGUUGAGGGUCCGGUGGGACUGCUCCUUUGGUUCGAGAAAGCCGAAUCUGUCUUUGCUAUGUGUAACUGUCUAGCUGGGGACAGGGUGAAGUUUGCUUCUGGCACCUUGGAGGAUGGUGCUUUGACUUGGUGGAAUGCUCAGGUGCAGAUGCUGGGCAUUGAAAUGGCAAACGCGACCACUUGGGAUGAUUUCCAAGAGCUGAUUCGGGGAGAGUACUGCCCUCGGGAUGAAAUUCAAAAGUUGGAGAACGAGUAUUAUAACUUGAAGAUGGAGGGAUCUGAGAUCGAGGCUUAUACGAAACGGUCUCACGAGCUGGCAAACAUGUGUCCUAACCUAUCCCGACCACCACCCCGCAGGAUCGAACACUACAUUAAGGGAUUGGCACCACAAGUUAAGGGGUUAGUCACUGUAGCAAAUCUCGAAAACCUACCACGAAUCAUCAGACUGGCUCAUAAGAUCACUGAUUAG
This is a messenger RNA of Helianthus annuus (common sunflower), 693 nucleotides long. RefSeq lists its product as uncharacterized. The record is from RefSeq and is a predicted model, not a curated record. The coding region runs from base 1 to 693 and encodes 230 amino acids. NCBI's taxonomy places the organism in Eukaryota, Viridiplantae, Streptophyta, Magnoliopsida, Asterales, Asteraceae. The transcript is spliced from 2 exons.